Messenger RNA from Arachis stenosperma, 1107 nucleotides. Its product is annotated as F-box/kelch-repeat protein At3g23880-like. Bases 1 to 1107 code for a protein of 368 amino acids. NCBI's taxonomy places the organism in Eukaryota, Viridiplantae, Streptophyta, Magnoliopsida, Fabales, Fabaceae. Gene Ontology annotation, molecular function: protein binding. The transcript has a single exon. The record is from RefSeq and is a predicted model, not a curated record.
AUGGACACUAAAAAGAAGCAGCAGCUUUCUCCUAUGGAUCUCCCAACAGAAUUGUUAAGAGGAAUUUUGUUAAGGUUACCAGUGAAGUCCCUUUUUCGAUUCAAAUGCGUCUCUAAGCAAUGGCUCUCUCUGUUAUCUGAUUCCCACUUUGCAAAAUCGCAUUUCGAUCUUACCAACAAUAUUAACAAUAAGCUCUUAUAUUUGUCCCGUGAUUUAUCCGGUGAUUAUUCUAACGCUUAUCGUGUAAAAAUAGCAGGAACUUCAAUUCAUCAUGAUUAUAGGGUUCAUCUUCAUGCAAUUUGUAAGCAUGAAAGCACUAGGAUUAUCGGUUCAUGCAGAGGCUUCAUUCUGUUGAAGAAUGACACAAUGCUGAUUCUUUGGAACCCGGUAACUGAUUUUUAUACAGCAGUGGCAUAUCCAGAUCUCGAUUUCUGGAAUUUGGAUUUUCCAUGUUCGUCUUUCUUUUGUGGUGGUGUCGGGUAUGAAAAAUCCACUGAUGACUAUUUAAUUGUCAUUGGAUCCAUUAAGGCUAUGCUGAAACCCUGGUGGAAGUUUUUCUCUCUUAGAACCAAUUCAUGGAAAGAAAUUGAGGGUGGUGAUCGCUUUUUCCCUUGUUUUCCUCUUCAUCGUCAAUUAGGAUUGGUAUACAAUGAAGCUAUUCAUUGGUUGGCGAUUCAUACUGGCAGUGAUGAUGAGCAUAGUUUUGUAAUUGUUGCCUUUGAUAUCCCGACGAAAACUCUAUCAAUGAUUCCCUUACCUUACCCACAAGAUACUAGGAAUUGUGAGUUAAGCCUCAUGGGAGGUGGAGGAUGCUUUGGAAUGUGGAUAAUGAAUAACACAGCACCAGAGAUAUGGGUGAUGAAAGAAUAUAAAGUGGAAUCAUCAUGGACUAAACUUAAUAUUGUUCUUCCUCUUUAUAGAGGUGUGAUUCCUUUGUGUUUUGCUGACAGUGGUGAUGAAGUUGUAUGCAGAAGAGGCAAUAACAGAGAGCUAAUGAAACUCAGCAACAACCAAGCAUGGGGAAGGUGUGUACUAAAUCCUUGUGAUAAUGAUCCAAUUCUAGUUAUGUUUACUGAGUCCUUGUUGUCACUUCCAAGUUCCAAGUAG